AUGGCUCCGCGCAAGAAAGCCGUAACAGCAACAGCCAGUUCUAGCAAAGCUGCAAAGUCUGCCAAGGCAAUCAUCACAUCCCCUUUAACACCACCCACCGUUGCACUACCGCCAUCGCGUAUCCACAACACAUCGUACCACUACCCGCUCCUCUUGGGCAAUCGGUCGGUAUGCGACGCGCUACUGUCCUGGUUCAAUGGCGUCGCAGAGACGCGUAGUAUGCCGUGGAGAAAAGCGUGGAUCGACCCCGCGGACUUUGAAGGCCGGGAAGAAGAGCUUAAAAGUAUUCUGUCAAAAAGAGCCUACGAGGUUUGGGUGUCUGAAGUCAUGUUACAACAGACACGUGUGUCGACUGUCAUUCCAUACUUCAACAACUGGGUAGCAAAAUGGCCCACAGUGGAAGAUCUGGCUGCUGCGAACCAUGACGAUGUGCUCUCCGUUUGGAAAGGCUUGGGAUACUACUCCCGCGCAACUCGGCUUCAUGAGGGCGCUAAGCAGAUGACGUCUGCACGUAGUGCUUCGGGCGUAAUUCCUAGCGGGGCCGUUGAACUUCAAGAAGUACCAGGCAUCGGAAGAUACACUGCAGGUGCAGUAUCUAGUAUCGCAUUUGGCGAAGCCGAGCCAGUACUCGAUGGAAACGUUGCGAGAGUGCUAAGCCGGCAGCUGGGCCUGUACAUGGACGCCAAAGACAAAAAGACGACAGAUGUGAUGUGGGAUAUGGCGGACCAAUUGAUCAAAUUCGCAUCCAACUACCCGGAACAGCAGAAAAGCGCGGUACCGGGUUUAUGGAACCAGGCGCUGAUGGAACUCGGAUCUACCGUCUGUACUCCACGACCACGGUGUGACGAAUGUCCCAUACAAGCCACGUGCAGAACAUACAGCGAAGGAAAAGCGUUAUCUCAGAAGCGCCAAGCAUCUACUGCCAUCCCGGACAUUGAAGAUGCAUGCAUGCUGUGUGCGCCACUAGAUACCGAAGAUCUGGUUACUAUUGCCGAGGGCGAAGCAGCAGACGACACAGCAAGAGCUACCAAGAAGAGAAAGGCUGCUACGAAGCAGUCCAACACCCUCUCGAAUUAUUUCACUAUCAGCACGCCAAAGUCUAAUGCUGACACGGAAACUGAUCAAGAGAGCGCCGAUGACACCCCAGUGGAAGAGUCUAAGAAGCGGAAAUUGCCCCCACCAGCUUCAGACAUAAAGCCCAUAUUGAGCUAUUGUUCUUUGUUUCCUAUGAAGGUCGCAAAGAAGAAGGCUGCGGAAGAAGACUGCAUCGUGUGCAUGAUUGAGCUUUGCUUUCCAGAUUGUGAAAGCAAGUGGCUGAUCGAACAAAGACCCAGCAAAGGGCUUUUGGCAUCCUUGUGGCAGUUCCCACAGGCUACACCACCGGCAUCACAAAAGACGCCGCAGCAACGCAAGGCUUUCGCCCAGAAACACGUUGCUGACCUCGCUGCAGGCAAGGUUGAUAUGAGUCUAGCGCGUUAUGUGGCGUCUUUGCCGCCAUUGGUCCAUGUUUUUUCUCAUUUAAAGCUCACUAUGCACGCCUAUCAGUUCAGGAUCGACGCUGAUAACGACCAAGGUUUCGCAGCCAUAUGCAAGGGCCCGCCGGCCCGCAAGUGGGUGGACGGUGCGGCUAUGGACGACGAGACGUUGUCGACUGGAAUGCGCAGAUGCUGGGACCUUCUGUCCAGCGAGAAAUAA
Molecule: messenger RNA, 1695 nt
Organism: Bipolaris oryzae ATCC 44560
Lineage: Eukaryota; Fungi; Ascomycota; Dothideomycetes; Pleosporales; Pleosporaceae
Exons: 4
Coding region: 1-1695 (564 amino acids)
Biological process (GO): base-excision repair; mismatch repair
Cellular component (GO): nucleus
Molecular function (GO): oxidized purine DNA binding; 4 iron, 4 sulfur cluster binding; 8-oxo-7,8-dihydroguanine DNA N-glycosylase activity
Source: RefSeq, a predicted model, not a curated record